Messenger RNA from Telopea speciosissima, 1214 nucleotides. RefSeq lists its product as uncharacterized. The coding region runs from base 168 to 938 and encodes 256 amino acids. The record is from RefSeq and is a predicted model, not a curated record. The transcript has 6 exons. NCBI's taxonomy places the organism in Eukaryota, Viridiplantae, Streptophyta, Magnoliopsida, Proteales, Proteaceae.
CUUCGACCCAGAGAAAUCGAUUGCAAACCAUAGCAGCAGGUCAUUCAGAAUGGUUGGGACGGUGAUAACUUCGGCUAUUACAGGAACCAGGUAAUUAUACCUCUGUGACAUUCAAGACAUUGUAGAAAACCCAAAUCUGGUUUUCAUAAGAUAUUAUUGUUUAUGCAAUGGCAAAGCGAAGAGCUAAGAAAAAUGUACCAAAAGCAUCUACAACACUUGCCAGCAAUUUAAAUGAUGCACAUGAACAGCCUAAAGCUGAGAUGCCAGAAGAUGCAUUAAGGGAUCAUGAAGUUGAACGUCAAAUCGCUGCUACUAGGGCAAUUCGUGAUUUGGAGACUGAAUGCCUCCUAACUGGGUUGAGAUUGCUUCGCUCAAAUUUCAGUGAGGAAAAGCUGCAAACCCCUGUAUUGCAGUUCUUCAAGGAAAAUUUACCAAACCUGUCAUUGGUAAGAAAUAACAAGGAUGGACAAUUUGAAGUGGAAUUGAAGGAUGAAGACGGGAACUUGUUCAUGAGUCACACGGAUGAAAGAAACAUACACACAUCAAUUUUACAACGGAUGUCCAUGUCUUAUCAUCCGGAUUUUGCUGGUGUAAUCCCAAAUUUUGGUGGAUUCGAGUUCUCAAGUAAAUCCGUGAAAACAAACCCUUUUGAUUCUGCAAACUUGCAGAUUCCAGACUAUGUUUUGGAGGAGCAAUCAGAUACUCAGAUGCUUGGUUUACAAGAGGCCUUCCGAACCCCUGGGGUGAGUACCCACAGGUUGUCUGUUGGCAUGACCCCUAAAACUCGAAGGCUACCAAAGCAUGGUGAAAUGAUUUUAUCUGUGCAUGGCUCGCCCCUUGGAGUGUACAAGGAAGGUAACAUGGAAGCCAUAAACGGUAUGUGUUCCUUCUACUUAAUGAAAAUGAUUUUUAAAUCUUGGUCAUGUUUCAAUUCGUAACUUGAAAUCUGCAGAAUCAGAAGAAGGUUGACUGGUUCGGGCUUCUUCCAGUUUACCGGUGGCUCUGAGAUACAUUGCAUGUCAUCUCAAGCUGGUCUUGAGGAUUCUUGCUCCAUCAUUGCAUCAUAACUUAAUGUUAACAUGUACACAUUCUCAUGGAUCAAUGACUCGGAUCAAAGAUAUCACAAAUAUACAAUUUUAUGUUGUAAUAUAUUUCAAAUCUUACUGUUUGUUUAAGUAUUAAAGGUGGAUGUGCAUGCACACUUAAUAUUUUUC